Fusarium coffeatum is the source of this 1752-nucleotide messenger RNA. RefSeq lists its product as uncharacterized. The transcript has a single exon. Gene Ontology annotation, molecular function: transmembrane transporter activity. Gene Ontology annotation, biological process: transmembrane transport. Bases 1 to 1752 code for a protein of 583 amino acids. The record is from RefSeq and is a predicted model, not a curated record. NCBI's taxonomy places the organism in Eukaryota, Fungi, Ascomycota, Sordariomycetes, Hypocreales, Nectriaceae.
AUGCCGUUCGCACCUCCGCCCGAUUCUGAUACGAAAGCCCUCCAUCGAGUACACGAAACUCCCCACGAUGACCCCGACCGAGACACCGAAGGCUCAAGCAGCGAUGAUGUUGUCGACGCAAACUUCCAGCACGGCGUUCAGAACAUUGAAGCCGUUACCCUCUCCUGGUCCAAGACAUCUCUUCUGAUCGCAUUCGUACUCAUCUGGCUCGUCUACUUUGUGCAAGGACUGGUAGGGGGAAUAAGCGGCGCGCUACUCCCAUAUGUUACGUCCGACUUCGCGAUGCAUUCCCUUACACCCACUACCAGCGUUAUGAGUUCAGUCAUUGGAGGUGUCACCAACUUGAGUAUUGCGAAGACUCUUGAUAUCUUUGGCCGUCCGCAAGGCUUCCUCUUCUGCGCUACUCUCGCGACUCUUGGGCUUAUCAUGUCGGCUGCUUGCAACAACGUCGAAGCUUACGCUGCCUCGCAAGUCUUCUAUACUGUUGGCAUCAAUGGUGUUGGAUACAGUCUCAGCGUCUUCAUCGCGGAUACUACCUCCCUUCGCAAUCGAGGUCUUAUCCAGUCGAUAUGUGCAUCCCCCAACAUCAUCACUGCCUGGCUUGGUGGUCCAAUCUCAACGUCGUUUCUGAAUGGGCCAGGAUGGCGUUGGGCUUUUGGCAUGGAGUCGAUACUCGUACCUGCUGUCACUAUUCCACUGUUCUGUCUCUUCAAUUUCCACUACCUCCGAGCCAAAAGACAAGGCCUCAUCCCUGAAAGGCAGUCUCAUGGCUCGAUGGUCAAUGCGACCAGGUACUAUGUCCGCGAGUUCGAUGUCAUCGGCCUUCUCAGCCUCUCAGCAGGAGUGGCUCUCUUUCUUCUUCCCUUUAAUUUAUAUACUUUGCAAGCAAAAGGUUUCGGCUCUGCCAUGAUCAUUUGCUUCUUCGUCUUCGGCAUUCUUUUGCUUAUCUCCUUCGGGAUUUGGGAAAUGCGCUUUGCGAAGGUGUCUUUUAUCCCAUGGGAAUUCCUUCUCGAUCGUACUGUUGCCGGAGCCUGUCUGGUCUCUUUCACGCUGUUCUUCAGUUAUGGGUGUUGGGGGCUUUACUUCACAUCCAUACUUCAAGUUGUCAAUGACUUGAGCGUCACGGAGGCCAGCUACAUCAUGUCAACAUACACUGUCGGGAGCUUUGUUUUUGCCAUCUUCAUCGGUUGGUUCCUGUCACGUACCGGAAACUUCAAAGCUGCAACCAUGUACAUGGCGAUUCCUCUUGCGACCCUUGGCACCGGCCUGAUGAUCCAUUUUCGUCAACCCGACCAGGGCAUCGGCUACAUAGUCAUGUCGCAACUAAUUAUUGCUUUCGGAAGCGGCUCCAUUAUGAUCACCGCCGAGAUCGCCAUCCUGGCGGCUGUGAAUGAGCAACAGUACUUCGCUGUGGCUAUCGCUCUGGUGUCAAUGUGCUCAAAUAUCGGACAGGCUGUUGGUCUUACAGUCUCAUCAGCGAUCUGGCAAGACGUCAUCCCACGGAAGCUGGCUGAGUACCUCCCAGCAGAGGAUCUCCCCAACUUGCCAAUCAUCGCUGCGGAUAUUGUUACCCAACUUUCUUUCCCGGUCGGAUCGCCUACCAGACUGGCAAUCCAGCAUGCUUACGGUGACGCUCACCGGCUUCUUUUUAUAGCUGGUACUGUGGUUUGGGUGCUUGGCUUUGGUGGUACAAUGAUGUGGAAGAACAUCAACAUUAAGAACAUCAAGCAAACGAAGGGACGCGUCGCUUGA